Molecule: messenger RNA, 4495 nt
Organism: Musa acuminata subsp. malaccensis (wild Malaysian banana)
Lineage: Eukaryota; Viridiplantae; Streptophyta; Magnoliopsida; Zingiberales; Musaceae
Product: ABC transporter B family member 21-like
Biological process (GO): transmembrane transport
Cellular component (GO): membrane
Molecular function (GO): ATP hydrolysis activity; ATP binding; ABC-type oligopeptide transporter activity
Source: RefSeq, a predicted model, not a curated record
GUCUUUGGAUUCUUUUUCUUGUCCAACUUCAUGGAAGGAAUCCAUGAUUCCGGGUAUGUAGUGAAAGAGAUGAUGAACUUAGUCAGUUCUGACCUCUAACUGCUACUCGAGUGUUGAGGGGAAUCGUUCCAAGGGUCGCUUUCUGUGUAAUACGACAAGUUUUGGUAUCUCCAGAUGGUUUUGUCGUUGAUUUCGGUAGUAUUCCAUCAACACUGAUGCUCACUGCCACGCUGUAGGGAAUAAGGAAUCGGUGGAAUGCAUAUACUCUCUGCUACUUAAAGAGUAGGACAUGGGAACAAGUCACUCUCGUGUUCUUUCUCGCCUCACUAUUUCUCCGCCGAGCUUUGGCACUUAGACUACAAAUUAAUAGGGUCAUCUCAAACAUCCAAAGAAGUGGAAGAAGGAACCGAAGGACUCCAUCUUUGGACCACCAAAUGCCCAAAUAAUCAGGUGAUAUUCUUGAAAGAUUUUGCUAAGAUGGUACCAAAAGGAGGGAUGAAAAUAUCUAAUUCAACUGAUGCAAGCUCCCAUGAACAAGAGGAGAACAAUGAUUUUCAGAGCAAAAGUAAACAGCAAGACCUGAAGAAGAGGAAUAAUAGCAUGCCUUAUCACAAGCUUUUUUCCUUGGCUGACACAGCAGAUCUUGCUUUAAUGGUUGUGGGCACAAUUGCAGCUAUUUCUGAUGGGGUCUCAUUACCUUUGACAACAGUUCUUUUUGGAGAUAUGAUCAACACUUUUGGGAAAACUAGAGACAUAAACUAUAUUGUUCAUGAGGUUUCUAAGGUCGCUCUGAAGUUUGUAUAUUUAGGCAUCGCAAAUGCCAUAGCUUCAUUCCUUCAGGUGGCUUGCUGGACGAUUACUGGGGAAAGACAAGCUGCACAGAUUAGAAACCUGUACUUGAAAGCCAUACUUAGACAAGAUAUUGCAUUCUUCGACAAGGAAGCUAACACAGGAGAGGUUAUUGCAAAGAUAUCAGGUGACACUUUUCUAAUUCAGGAUGCCAUGGGUGAAAAGGCUGGAAAAUUCAUUCAAUUGGUAUCAUCAUUCGUAGGAGGGUUUAUAGUAGCAUUUGUCCAGGGAUGGCAACUUACACUUGUUAUGUUGUCCACCAUUCCUCCUAUGGUGCUUGCUGCUGCAGUCAUGGCCACUGUGUUGACCAAGAUGGCAGCCCGUGGGCAGACAGCUUAUUCAGAAGCAGCAGCCACUGUUGAACAAACAAUUGGCUCAAUUCGGACAGUUGUAUCUUUUACCGGAGAGGAACAUGCUAUAAAGAAAUACAACAAAAGUCUUAAGAGCGCUUACAAGGCCAGUGUUCUGGAAGGCUUGUCUGCAGGAGUAGGCUUGGGUGCAACUUUUGGUAUUGUGUUCUUUGGCUAUGGUUUAGGAAUAUGGUUUGGAUCUAAAAUGAUAUUGAAGAAAAACUACACUGGUGGAGAUGUCAUCAAUGUGAUUUUUGCAGUCAUUACAGGCUCCAUGUCCCUAGGCCAGGCCUCCCCAUGUACAAGUGCUUUUGCAGCAGGACAAGUGGCAGCUUUCAAGAUGUUUGAGACAAUCAACAGGAAGCCUGAGAUAGAUGCUUAUGAUACCACUGGAACAACUUUGGAUGACAUUCGUGGAGAUAUUGAAUUAAAGGAUGUGUGCUUUAGCUAUCCAGCUAGACCUCAUGAGCAAAUACUCAAAGGGUUAUCUUUGUUCGUUCAAGGUGGAACAUCUGUUGCCUUGGUUGGAGAAAGUGGAAGUGGAAAGUCAACUAUCAUCAGUCUAUUAGAGAGAUUUUACGAUCCACAAGCUGGUGAGAUUCUUAUAGAUGGAAUAAAUCUAAAGGAAUUCAAGCUGAGAUGGAUCAGAGGGAAAAUUGGACUUGUUAGCCAGGAACCAGUCCUCUUGGCAUCUACGAUAAGGGAAAACAUUGCUUAUGGAAAGGAUGAUGCUACCAUUGAUGAAAUUAAAGCUGCUGCUGAUCUAGCCAGUGCUUCCAAAUUUAUUGAUAAAUUGCCUCAGGGUCUUGACACCUUGGUUGGAGAGCAUGGAAUUCAGCUCUCUGGGGGUCAGAAACAAAGAGUUGCAAUAGCUAGAGCUGUUCUCAAGGACCCAAGAAUCCUACUGCUAGAUGAAGCCACCAGCGCUCUUGAUGCAGAGUCUGAAAGUAUUUUGCAGGAGGCACUUGACCACGCCAUGAAAAACAGAACCACUGUUAUUGUUGCUCAUCGGUUGACAACAGUGAGGAAUGCAAAUAUGAUUACUGUAGUUCAUCAAGGCUCAAUAGCUGAAAAAGGAUCCCAUGAUGAGCUCAUUAAGAUUCCAAAUGGAGCUUAUAACCAACUUGUAAGGUUACAGGAAGUGAAACAAGAUUCUGAUCAACAUACUCCAGUUGACCAGGACAACAUUUAUGCAACUAUUGGCCAACAGUUGAUUCAAACAUCUUCCCAGCUAUCAACCAAUAGAUGGUCAUCUAUUGGAAGUGACAGUUUUCACCCAUUAUCAGAAUCUUUUAGGGUGCCUGUUGGACUAUUAGAAGCUCCCAUGGAGACUUCGCAGUGUGAAGGGUCAUUAGAGAAAAUUCAAGUACCUGUUAGCCGCCUUGCAUCUCUAAAUAUACCGGAGAUUCCUCUGUUACUAUUAGGUACAAUUGCUGCUAUAAUCAGUGGAAUAUUGCUGCCUAUUUUUGGAGCUCUCUUGUCAAGUAUAAUACGUACCUUGUAUGAGCCACCAACAAAGCUUCGUAAGGAUUCAAAAUUUUGGACAUUGAUGUUGACUUUCCUUGGUUUGGCAACGUUGCUGUCGAUUCCAGCAAGAGCUUAUUUGUUUGCUAUUGCUGGGUCCAAGUUAAUAGAAAGAAUCAGAGCAAUGUCAUUUGACAAAAUUGUUCAUAUGGAGGUUGGGUGGUUUGACAAACUUGAAAACUCAAGUGGAGCAAUUGGAGCAAGGCUUUCAGCAGAUGCAGCAACAGUGAGGACUCUUGUUGGUGAUACAUUGGCACUUGCUGUUCAGAAUGCUGCAACAUUAGUUGCAGGUUUGGCAAUUGCCUUUUCUGCAUGUUGGCAGCUGGCUCUAAUAAUACUGGCAUUGGCACCUUUGGUAGGUCUAAAUGGAUGGAUUCAAUUAAAAUUCAUGAAGGGAUUGAAUGCAGAUGCAAAGAUGAUGUUUGAGGAGGCAAGUCAGGUUGCCAGUGAUGCAAUUAGAAAUAUAAGAACGGUUUCCUCUUUCACUGCUGAAGAGAAGGUGAUAGAACUUUAUAGGAGGAAAUAUAAAGGUCCUAUGAAUUCUAUCAUAAAGCAAGGAUUGAUUGGUGGACUUGGUUUUGGUCUCUCCAACAUCUUGCUGUUUUGUGUAUAUGCAACUGGCUUCUAUGCUGGAGCUAGGCUCGUAAAGGAUGGCGAGACUACAUUCGCAAAUGUUUUUCGUGUCUUCUUUGCUCUCAACUUUGCGGCAGUAGGAAUUACCCAGUAUAGCUCCCUAGCACCUGAUUCUGCAAAAGCAAAAUCUGCUACAGCUUCAGUAUUUGCAAUACUUGAUCGCAAGUCCAAGAUUGACUCCAGUGAUGAUUCUGGCACAACAUUAGAUUUAGUGGAGGGAAAUAUUGUAUUUGAUCAUGUCAGCUUCAGAUACCCUACAAGGCCUGAUGUCCGGAUCUUUCAUGACUUAUGCUUUGCUGUUCAGUCAGGAAAGACUGUUGCUAUUGUUGGCGAAAGUGGAAGUGGGAAAUCCACCUUGCUCUCACUGCUCCAGAGAUUUUAUGACCUUGACUCAGGUCAUAUAUUGCUAGAUGGAGUAGAGAUACAAAAACUGAAGCUCAGGUGGCUGAGACAACAAAUGGGUCUGGUUAGUCAAGAGCCUGUAUUGUUCAAUGAUACUGUUCGGGCCAACAUUGCAUAUGGAAAAGGAGGAGACGCCACCGAGUCAGAGAUAUUAGCUGCUGCUGAGUCCGCGAAUGCGCACCAGUUCAUUAGUGGAUUGCAGCAGGGCUACGACACUUUAGUUGGGGAACGUGGUGCCCAAUUAUCAGGUGGGCAGAAGCAACGAUUGGCGAUAGCACGUGCCAUUAUAAAGGACCCGAAGAUCCUGCUGUUCGAUGAGGCUACCAGUGCACUCGACACGGAGUCUGAGCGUGCAGUUCAAGAGGCACUUGAAAGGGUGAUGAUCAACCGCACCACAAUCGUAGUUGCACAUAGAUUGUCAACCAUUAAAGGUGCCGAUAUGAUUGCAGUACUCCAAGAUGGCACGAUCGUGGAGAAGGGCAAACAUGAAGAUCUGAUCAACAUUAAGGAUGGGUUUUAUGCAACCCUAGUAGCAUUUCAGUCAGCGUAGUGUGCCCAUAACACAAUAUUAUUGUCCUCUAUAGGAUGAAAUGUUGCAUCCUGGCUUAUAUCGAUGUUUCCUGUUAUAUAUCUGUAGCAUGAACCAAUUACUAUGAUUUGUUAAUGCGAUCAUUAUCGUUUACUUCAUCAUGUAAAAACAUGAGUAACUAAUUUGAUUGAUUAUGAUUUGACCAUCA